GUGUCACAUACGAUCAAUAACCAAAGCCUCAUCUUCCCCGCCGCGCAAGGGAACCGCUCGAGACCAAGAAUGAAAACGAUUUUUUUUCUGGAGACCAAUUCAAUUUUAUGCUACUGUAGAGAAAAAUUAUGCAUUAUGUGAAACUUGGCAUAUUUAAAGGCGCCAUAUAGGAUUAUUUAUGGUUUUUUGAGUUUUUUGUGUGGUGAAAUGUAUCAGUCUUUCCAUCUGAUUGUCUUCACGUAGUUAAAUAUCACGUGUCAUUAAGGAAGUGAGCAUCAAGAAUGUUAACGUUUCAGAGCAAACCACACAGGCAUUACAUGUUUACACAAGUAAGACUUUGGCUGGUCAAGGGAUUUUAACGAUUUCUUAAAUGAAGAAACAUGGGAAAAAUGGAGAAUAACAACUCAAUGUACUAUUAUAACAUGACAGAAUACGACUAUGAAACACUCGAUCUUCCUCAGUCUCUGGAGGAUAACUGGAGUGCAUUUAAAAUCAUUCUGCUUGUGUUGUACGCCUUGGUUUUCUGCUCAGGGAUCUUUGGUAACAUUUUGGUCAUAUACCUGAUGAUGGUGAAAAACAAGCAACAGAGACUGGUGGACGUCUUCAUCACACACCUCGCUGUAGCUGAUCUGGUCUUCCUGGUCACUUUGCCGCUGUGGAUCAUCUCACUCUCACUGGAUGACUACUGGCCGUUUGGGGACUUUCUGUGCAAGUUCAGCUCCUAUGUGAUCUCAGUCAACAUGUUCUCCAGCAUCUUCUUGCUGACCUGCAUGAGCGCGGACAGGUUCAUGGCUAUCGUCAUGGCGCUGAACACCAGGCGGAUGAGGACCAAGCGUUAUGCCCAUCUGACCGUCCUGAUGGUCUGGAUCACGUCGCUGAUACUUGGGUCCCACAGCUUCCAUUCCAGGGCUGUCAAAGCAUCCAGCUGCCAGGACACAGCCUCCCCAACCAAGGUUGUCUUCACCCUGAUGACUCGGGUGAUAGCCUUCUUGCUGCCACUAGUUAUCAUCACCUUCUGCUACUCUGCUGUGGCCCUGAAGCUCUACCAGCAUUUCCAGGUGGCCAGCAAGGCUGAGAGGAAAAAGAGACGCUCCAUUAGAAUUGGCUUAUGCAUUUUGGCCCUCUUCGUGUUGACCUGGCUGCCCUUUAACAUCCUACACACAGUGCUGACCCUGAAGAAUUCCGGGUUCCUGGAGCUCUCCGAAGAGGCUUUUGUCUAUCUGGCUAAAUCUGUAUCUCUGGCCACCUGUCUGGCCUUCAGUAAUAGCUGCAUGAACCCUUUGCUUUACUUCUGGAUGGACAGCUACAUGCGGAAAAAGGUGGUAGGACUGCUUCCCAAAAGAUUCCUAAGCAUCCCCACCAAGAGGAACUCAGAGCUCAGCACCUCCACCACGUACCCAGAGAAGGACUCCAUCACGUCUAAGGAAAAAGAGAGGGCCAGGUACACUGGGGGUGUCCAGAUUUCAGUGGCAGGGAAGGACACCUUACAGGAGCAGAGCUUUGAAAAUGUAGAAAGUCAGCUUUAGGUGUAAGUUCAUGAGUCUGAUAGGAGUUUUACUAUCUGUUACAUUUGAAGACAUUUGAUUCAUAAAAUGUCUUAAUCUUCUUCAGUUUCUUUCUUGCAUCGAAGAAGAGAGUUACUCUGAAAUGUAGUUCAAAAUUGAAAACCGAUAGGGUUGGAGAGUGAACAUUAACUGUCCUAGAUUUUAUGUGUCAUAUUUCUGUCAACUUUGCAGUUUUGUGAAAUUGUAUUUCAGUUUCAUCAUAAUGUUUUGGGUAAAUAAUACCAGUUAUACCAGGCACUUCAGUCCCAGUCCUGCACAACUUACGUCUUUUCCAGUUCCUCCACACCUGAUUCAGCUCAAGAAAUGGGUGGUUAAAUGAGGGGAAACUCAAAAAUGUGCCGGGCUGUCCGGGGCAGGAGCUGGAGACUCCUGAGUUGUAGGAACUCACAGGGUAUAUUUAUUUUGUGUGUGUGAACUGUUAAAAAUGAAAUCCUAGACAAGAGAGUCAGAUUGUACGUCCACCCAUCUUCCAGGAGAGGGUGCUGGAGAGCCGGGAGUUUUCCCGGGAAGUUCAAAGCACAAGACCGAUAAAUAUACCCUGGACGCGAUGCCAGAUCGUAUUAGCUUCAGAUCGUAAUCUUUCCAAACUAAAUGUUGCAUAUCGUGAUUUAUGGCUGUAGCUCUGAGGCCUUAUAAUGAAAGGGUGCCUAAACUGAGCUUUAAAGACAAAAAUUAUACGAGUAAUGUAACCACCUUACAGAUGUUUACAGCGGAACAUUAGACAGCGUAGAGUUACAAGUCUGGGGGUGAGUAGAGGUUUAGGCACGUUAGUACUGAAAUGACUUCCUGCCGCUUCAAACUUGAUAACGCAAUGGACAGGAAUACAUUUCGAAACAUUUUUUAAAAGCUUGAUGUUGUAAAAAAUAUAUACAUAAUAAAUAUAUGAUCGUCUGGUCAGCUAUCAAUUUGCAAGACUGAUAUGCAAUUUAGCAGUAAAACCUUUAGGGUGACAAGUAUCAAGAAGUAUUGUAUAUAAAUAAGGAAAGACGAGGAGAGCUAAAACAGCAGGUUUUACGUUUUAACAGCCACUGAUGGAGAAUUUAACCAAACAUAAACUAAUACAAUUUGCGCAAACUAAGCUUUAAUGAGAAUAUACUGUAGUUAUUGCUGAUUUAGUAAUUUACCUGAGCGUUAAGUCUAAAUAAUCUAUCCUGCAUUUCAACUAAUUAAUAUGCAGAUUAGUCGUGUUCUUUUGAAUAUGAAAACUGUAAUUUUUCAAUGAUAAUAUUUCAUUAAAUAUAUUUUAAUUAUGUGUUCUCUGGAUUACAGUACUUCACAUAUCUUAUAUACAAAAUUUUAAAUGUUUAUGAAGCGAAUGCCGUGAUUUUAGGCUUUAAUUUUAGGAGCCUUGUAGCAGCUAUGAUUUCCUGACAUCAAUAUAGCAUCUUUGAUUAUUUGGAUGUUUUAAGGAUCAAAUUUGAUUUAAAAAGUUGCAAAUCUAAUGCGAAGUACUGGAAAUUAAAGUAGAUAUUUUAAAUAAAUCCUCUAAAGUAGCAAAAGUAUAAACGCCUGUUAUUGUAUAUAAAGAAUAUUAUACCAUUCGAUUGAAAAUUAGGAAAACAAACAUCGAUAGGAUUUAUGAUUUCUGUCCUUCGUAAUGUUGUGUUUAUUUCUUGGUUUCUACAUUUAUUAAUUGUAACUAAUUGUAACUAUUUUACUUUUCAUAAUAAAUGUAUAAAUAAC
Messenger RNA from Brienomyrus brachyistius, 3248 nucleotides. RefSeq names its product G-protein coupled receptor 15-like. NCBI's taxonomy places the organism in Eukaryota, Metazoa, Chordata, Actinopteri, Osteoglossiformes, Mormyridae. Bases 381 to 1526 code for a protein of 381 amino acids. The transcript is spliced from 2 exons. The record is from RefSeq and is a predicted model, not a curated record. Gene Ontology annotation, cellular component: membrane. Gene Ontology annotation, biological process: G protein-coupled receptor signaling pathway. Gene Ontology annotation, molecular function: G protein-coupled receptor activity.